Molecule: messenger RNA, 2206 nt
Organism: Colletes gigas
Lineage: Eukaryota; Metazoa; Arthropoda; Insecta; Hymenoptera; Colletidae
Gene: aln
Product: divergent protein kinase domain 1C
Exons: 4
Coding region: 429-1658 (409 amino acids)
Source: RefSeq, a predicted model, not a curated record
UCCAUCCCGCACGCCGAGGGCCUGCGCAACGAGCGUCGCCGGAGAGAUACGCCGCGAGAGGCGCGGCGUCGCGACGCUGGCAUGUGCCGCAGAUUAUGCCGCAUUGGCACAACCGUACGGCACCGGUCGGUCGACGAAAGUGCAUCCGCGACGAUAUUCGGCGAGAAACGAACCGGACGAGUCGAUCGCGCGAAGGAUAGGUUGACGAGACGAGGCGGACACGAUGCGCCGCCGCGGACGACGACGACGUCCGAACGACCCGCGAGCCGAAUAAAAAAAAAAAAUAAAGAAGCAUCGAAAGGGUACGACGAACCCCGGGGUUCGACGCGACGCUCCGGUACGAAUAGAAAAAAAAUAAUCAAACGUGCGUUACGCGCGCGUGUUCCCGUCGUUUCCUACCUGAGAGGGAAGCAGAGGCACGCAGGAUCAUGAACGUCCGACGGUUGCCCGGUUUCAUGUACCACUACAAGGUGAUCACGGUCUUCCUGGCCACGACUCUCCUGCUCGUCGUGUACUUGCUCCUCCACUGGGGUAUUAUGUGCACGAACCUCGAGGCAUGGCGUCACGUAUCCAACGUGUGCAGCACGCACAGAAAAGGGUCCGCGAUCGGAAUUCUGUGCGAGCCGCUGUGCUCGGAAAAGGGGAUUCACUCGCUCGCGUGCGAAACGCUUCACGCUGGCAAGGAGGCGGUCUUCUCUGCACACUGGGAAGGAACACGGCUCGUCUUCAAGGCUUCGAGGACGAAGACACCGGCGGAGCAGUUCGAGACGUUGUUCUGGACAGACAUAGCGGGCAACAAGCACUACCCGUCGGAGAAGGACUUCAGCGCCAUGAUCAGGGAUCUGGUCAUUAGCAAGCUGAACGUGACGCUGUCGCAGCAUCAAUUAGAGAGGCUGGCGCGGCUACGCACGCACCGGGUCGAGACCGAGCUGAGCAGACGGCAGCUCGAGAUGGAGAAUCUCUGGCCGUUGUUGCAGGAGAACGAGUACCUGAUGAGCAUCCUCUACGAGGACAGGGACAUUUUUCCACAGCUGAUCGGCACGUGCGGGACGUUCUACGCGGUCGAGUACGUCAGACCGAUCGAGACGCCCACCACGGUCCUGGCGCUCUCCGACUCGAAGCCGGAAUGGGCGAAACGGCUGAAGCUGGCCGUGAUGAUACUGGACCUGCUCGAGGAACUCGACGCGAACUUCUCGGAGCCGAUCUACCUAUGCGACGUGAAGAUCAACCAUUUCGGGCUCCCCCUAGGCGGUCAGAAACUGAAGUUCCUCGACCUGGACGCCGUGUUCCCGAAAACAAUCGUCAGCCGUAUGACGUCGGACAGAAAGAGCUGCGAGAGACACGAGGACUGCGACUUCUUCGACUGCAGAUCCGUCUGCUCGAAGGACAAGCGCUGCGAGUCCCCUGUCAUGAACAAUAAUUUACAAAUCGUGUGCGAGAAGAUAUUUCUCGGCUGGACUCUGUCGGGGACCAUAAUAAUUCCCGGACUGCUCAUGUCGGAGCACACCACCAGCACUCUGGCGGUCAUGUUGCGACAGUGUGCGAACCCGGCCGGUGACGUCGAGCAUUUACCACGCGCUGCGGUGCCAGACAGCUUGAAGACACGUUUGUACAAUAUGCUGCACGAAAUGGAACAGGAAGUCGCCGCUUCCGUGUAGACGUCUUCGUCGUUCGUGUGCAAAAACGGUGGUUUCCACGAUCCUGAAAAUAGGAGAACAAACCUUUGUACUGUGAGAAUAUAUGGAGAUGAGCGACCACUAGAGGCUAGUGAUAGUAAAUAAGGAUAGAGAUUGUAUAAAGAUAAACAACGUUAUUAACAACGAGCACAAAUAUGAACUACAUUCACUUAAUUGCAUUAUUGCUACGGUGUACGUACUUUAAAUUUACUCGAUAGGCUUACGUAGAAGCCGAAGUACAAGAAUUAUUAUUUUUAGUACCCGCUCGUACCGUACUUAAUACAUUUAGACGAAACCUGUUAAUUUAGUAUUGUAUCGUUAAUAAAUUUAUACCGAAAUUCUUCCUUUUCAUUUGUAGCGUCGUAUCGUACGUUAGUUCAAAUCGAUCAGAGAAAUAAGUUUAAUAUUGCGAUUUAAAUUUCACCAAUUCGAAGGAUUUUAUAUAUUUAAUAAAACGUUUCGAAAAACAAUAACUUACAUCUUCUGCAUUCUUUAAUAAAUUUUAUUUUCGAAAUUGAAUAGUUCUUCAC